Messenger RNA from Oryza brachyantha (malo sina), 1920 nucleotides. Its product is annotated as probable galacturonosyltransferase 5. Bases 27 to 1649 code for a protein of 540 amino acids. Gene Ontology annotation, molecular function: polygalacturonate 4-alpha-galacturonosyltransferase activity. Lineage: Eukaryota; Viridiplantae; Streptophyta; Magnoliopsida; Poales; Poaceae. The record is from RefSeq and is a predicted model, not a curated record. The transcript has 7 exons.
UGGCGGCGCCGCGGCGAUCCGCUGGGAUGAGGGCGGGCGGCGGCGGCGGGAGGGAGGCGGCGUUGCUGCUGGUGCUGAUCGCGGCGUGCUGCGGCUUCCUCCUCGUGCUCCUCAACCUCCCCGACGGACGCUCCCUCCCCGGAGUACCCGGUGCAGGUGCAGGUUCCGGUGGGGAGCGCACGGGAGGGGCCCAUGUGUCGGUGAAGGAGAGGCGGAUGGAGGAGGUCGUCGGGCUGCAGCAAGGCGUGGUAGCGCAGGAGUUAGAAGGACAAACUGAUGAAAUUGCUGCAGAUGUAGACGAAAGAAUCUCUAGAUCUCCUUCUGGCACUAAAGAGAAAUUAUGGAUGAUGCAAGACCAACUAAUUAUGGCCAAGGCCUAUUUGCAGUUUGCUUCCCCACAUGGCAGUUCACAUUUAGUUCGGGAGUUGAAGUUGAGGGUGAAGGAGCUAGAGAGGGUGAUAAACCACAUUAGUAGCAGUUUCCGUGUACCCAUGAGUGCAUUGCAGAAAAGUAGGGCAAUGGAAAUGACCUUAUCUAAAGCUCAAAGGGCCUACCCACAUUGUUCUUUGAUGACAGCCAAGCUACGUGCAAUGACUCAUCAAAGUGAAGAAUUGGUCAGAGCACAUCGAAGUGAAUCUGCAUUCCUUGAGCAGGUUGCAGUGAGGACGUUACCGAAAGGCCAUCACUGCCUAGCAAUGCGACUUACCUCAGAAUAUUUUCUGUUAGAUCCAAAUGAACGCGACUUUCCUCAAAGAUACACAAUGCAGAUGGGUAGCUUUUAUCAUUAUGCAAUAUUCUCAGAUAAUGUGCUAGCAAGUGCGGUGGUUGUCAACUCUACAAUUUCUGCAUCUAAGGAUCCCAAAAGGAUAAUGUUUCAUAUUGUAACUGAUGCACUGAAUUUUCCUGCAAUGAUGAUGUGGUUUCUGACAAACCCACCAAAUCCAGCCACAAUUCGAAUCAAGAGCCUAGAUCAUUUGAAAUGGCUGCCAGCUGAUUUCACUUCCAGAUUUAAGCAGAAGGGUAUCAGAGAUCCAAGAUACACUUCUGCACUUAACCACUUGCGCUUUUAUUUGCCAGAAGUAUUCCCCUCUCUGAACAAACUUUUACUCUUGGACCAUGAUGUAGUAGUCCAAAGAGACUUGACUGCACUAUGGGAGAUAAAUAUGAAUGGUAAAGUAAAUGGUGCUGUUGAGACAUGCACUUCUGGCGAUGGUUAUCAUCGGUUGGAGAACAUUGUUAAUUUCUCUGAUCCAAGUAUACUUGACAAAUUUGAUGCAAAGGCUUGCAUUUGUGCAUUUGGGUUGAACAUCUUUGACCUUAUGGAAUGGCGCAAGCAGGGUGUGACUGCAACUUAUAAUAAGUGGUUUCAAGCUGGCAAAAGGCGGAGACUAUGGAAAGCAGGGAGCUUGCCACUGGGCCAGCUUGUCUUCUACAAUCAAACAGCGCCUCUUGACCAUCGGUGGCAUGUUCUUGGGCUUGGUCAUGACAGAAGCAUUGGAAGAGAAGAAAUUGAGAGGGCCGCUGUGAUCCACUACAGUGGAAAGCUCAAACCCUGGCUGGAGAUCUCCAUUCCCAAGUACAGAGAUUAUUGGAACAAUUUCCUUAACUAUGAUAACCCAUACUUGCAGCAAUGCAACAUUCACAGGUAGAAGCAGUAGAAGCUAGAAGAUUCACACAAUGGCCCAUGGAUACAUGGUUUUUGCUAUACGCACGUGUAGUAAGCUAAUCUUAUUCAUUCUUUUGUGGAUUUAGCUUUUAGCGUCUUGUUCUAUAUUCAAUUGUACGCAUUGUUAUCCACUUGCUGAAAAAAAAAAGAAUAUGCAAAAGGAAGAAAAAGCAUGAUUAAAUAAAACCGGCCUAUGACCUCACUAGUAAUAUUGAAGUUUUGGACAAUCAGCUCUGACAUUUCCAACAGCAAAA